GAUAUAGCCCAGUGAACUAAUGGCUUUACUUGUCAUCGUCUAGUUUGUGGAUUUCUUUUUGUUGUUUCCCCCCCAAACAAUGGAUGGAUGUGAGUUGAUUGAUGCCACACGUCUCUUCGGUGGAAAGAUGCUGUCGAAAAAGACCACCCGUCGCGUCAGGGCACUCGCGUCUGUCUUUCUCUGCAUAAGUGCAAUCCUCUUGUCGGUUACUGCGUUACUGACCUCGCACUGGUGUAAAGGUACACAGAGGGUGCCGAAACCGAGUUGCUCAAAGCAGCGCCUACACAACUGCAUUGACCACGGCGUGAACGAGACCGACACCAAUAAAGUUGUUUACAGCUGGGAGACCGGAGAUGACAGGUUCCUGUUCAGAUAUUUCCACACAGGGAUAUGGUACUCCUGUGAGGAGGACAUACACGUGGAAGGGGAAGAGAUGUGCCGGAGCUUCAUAGAUCUGGCCCCAGCAUCAUCGAGAGAUGUGCUGUGGCUGUCUGUGAUCUCGGAGCUGCUGUACAUCACCUUCCUCAUGGUGGGCUUUGGCCUCAUGUGCGCCGAGCUCUUCCACUCCAGCGACGUGAUCGACGGGCUCAAGCUGAACGCCUUUGCUGCUGUGUUCACCGUCCUCUCAGGACUCCUGGGCAUGGUGGCGCACAUGAUGUACACCCAAGUCUUUCAGGUGACUGCCAACCAUGGACCUCGAGAGUGGAGACCGUACACCUGGGACUACGGCUGGUCCUUUGGAAUGGCCUGGGGUUCAUUCACUUGCUGCAUGGGUGCUUCAGUGACCACCCUCAACUCUUACACAAAGACCGUCAUCGAAUUCCGCAACCGGCGCAAGACAUUUGGGCAGAACCACCGCAAGAAGCAGGCUUUCCUCGACGACCAGGGCAUCAGCGACCUCCGCAACCGGCCUCUGCCUUCGGUGUCCGAGUCCGUGGACGUGAAGGCGGAGAAAGAGUGCAACGGCGUGGAGACUUGCCCACCUCAGCCCUCCCCUCAGCCCAGCCACAAAUCAGACAGUCAGACCCAGACGGAGGACGACGACCAGUGCUGAGUGGUGCUGAUUACAGGGGGCUUAGA
Sardina pilchardus (European sardine) is the source of this 1080-nucleotide messenger RNA. RefSeq names its product germ cell-specific gene 1-like protein. The coding region runs from base 80 to 1054 and encodes 324 amino acids. Lineage: Eukaryota; Metazoa; Chordata; Actinopteri; Clupeiformes; Clupeidae. The transcript is spliced from 5 exons. The record is from RefSeq and is a predicted model, not a curated record. Gene Ontology annotation, cellular component: plasma membrane.